This is a messenger RNA of Podarcis lilfordi (Lilford's wall lizard), 34039 nucleotides long. The record is from the annotation of a GenBank genome assembly. Lineage: Eukaryota; Metazoa; Chordata; Lepidosauria; Squamata; Lacertidae.
GGGAGGGUGAGUUUGUGUGACAGGAGGCAACAAGAGCAGAUCCUAAAAGGACGAUUCUCUGAGCUGGAGCAGAGAGAACCACUGGGAUCUGGGCUGGCAGAUCAAGACCUUGGGGACAGGACGUCCAGAGAGCCCCACAGACGCCCGACCACAAAAUCAUGUAAUUGUAGAGAUAAAAGGGAACCCACAAGGGUCAUCUAGUUCAACUCCCUGCAGUGCAGGAAUCUCAACUAAAGAAUCCCUGACUGACGGUCACCCAACCUCUGCCUUAAAAUUUCCAAGGAAGGAGAGUCCACCACCUCCCAAGGGUGUCGAACAGCUCUUGCUGUCAGAAAUGUCUUCCUUAUGUUUAGUCGGAAUCUCCUUUAUCAUCUUGGUCACCCUCUUCUGCACACCUUUUAGUUUGUCAAUAUCCUUCUUAAAUGGUGGUCUCCAGAAAUGGGCACAGUAGAUCUGGGUCUGGCCCACUGAAAUCGACCAAUUCCUUGUCAUAUCCUAGCUCGGUCACAGGAGUCACUGACGGGAGUGUCGCUGGUCAUUCCCGGAGUUAGCAAGGCUCACUUGACGAUUAUGAGAAACAUCAGCCCGGCUGAUGGAACUCUCCGCCACUGGAGAGUCAGCAGGAGCUGCCUUCUGUGCCAGCGUUUAAAUGCCUCCUAUUCCGUCAGGUAAGAAGACAUCCUUCCAAAAUGGUUCGUUGAUGUCCUUUUUUAAACUUUUUAAUAUGGUUUAUAUUUUUACUGCUGUAAACUGCUUUGAUAGAUAGAUAGAUAGAUAGAUAUUUACGAUUAAGUUAAGGCAUAGCCAUUGCAACUAGCAGCCCUUUUCCUCCUCUAAGCCACUUUAAAAGCCAUGUAAAUUUUGUGCCUGCUGCUUUUGCUUGACUCGGUGGAAGCACAAAGAUGAAAAAUGUAUAAUAUUAUAUAUACCAUAGUCAGGGCUGUCUUAAGCAUAUGCAGCACUGGGGUGCAAAGAUCCGCCCAGUGCCCCCCCCCCCGUUGCCUAGUCCCAGGCGUACAGGAGGACGGAGUCGGUUGACCUCAGUGUCUUGCUGGCUCGGUCGCCCCUGAACUUGUGGUGCAGAGCCACCCACAAUAGAAGAGCCCGCUGACCGAUGGGCCAGCUCUUCCCCGGACUCAACUCUCAGGCCCCGGACUCUCAGCCUGGUGCCCCUGAGAGCCCAGCAUCCAGGUGCCCCACACCCCUAGCGCCUAUGGAUAAGAUGGCCCUGACCAUCGUUCAGUAAGGGGGGUAAAAAAAGCUGAAGGACCCCUGACAGUUAAGUCCAGUCGCAGACGACUCUGGGGUUGCGGCGCUCAUCUUGCUUUACUGGCCGGCGUACAGCUUCCAGGUCAUGUGGCCAGCAUGACGAAGCCGCUUCUGGCGAAACCAGAGCAGCACACGGAAACACCGUUUACCUUCCCGCCAGAGCUGUAUCCAUUUAUCUACUUGCACUUUGACGUGCUUUCGAACUGCUAGGUUGGCAGGAGCAGGGACCGAGCAACGGGAGCUCACCCCGUGGCGGGGAUUCGAACCGCCGACCUUCUGAUCAGCAAGCCCAAGAGGCUCAGUGGUUUAGACCACAGCACCACCCACAUCCCUCAGUAAGGGGGGAGGGACAGCUAAAUCAAGCAUGACCCCCUUCAAACAACCCCAAAGGAAACCUGUUUGAUUUGCAUCUUGCGUUCUGAAAGAAGCUAUUCCCAAACAGUUGCGAGGCUGAGGCUGGAAUCCGACAGGGGAAGCAGCGAUGCCCAAAGCCUCACCUGUACAAAUCCUGCCUGCCUUGCAGCCCUGGGGGGCGGGGAUGAAAGGGGACGCCGUGAGCACUGGGGGAGGCAGUGCCAGCCCCCCCCCUUGCAUCCUUCGCCCAUUUAAGGUUCCCUUUCCUAGCUCGCUCCGAGGGAUCCCGGGCCAAGCCCACCCCGGGGCGCUUGCGCGCACCCGGCCGCCCGGAAUGUGCCUGGGUUGCGCGCUGGGAGGGGGGAGAUGAGGCAGGCGGGAGGCAUUUCACAGGCGGCUCGGAGAAGGAGGAGAGGGGGCUGGAUCAGAGCUAAAUCCGGCUUGCUUGGUCACCGUCCCGGCUCAAGCCUGAGUCACCCUUUGCUCGCGCUCUCUUGCCAGGGACGCCUGCCAAUGUCACGCCGAUCGCCCUCCGCUGCUUCCCGCAGGAGACCCGCUGGGGAACGCUCGCCCUUAAGCCAGGAGUCCGGCAGGCUCCUCCUCCGGGGGGCGCGGAGGCACCGAAAUCAUUCACGCGUUACCUACUGGGGGCAUAUUUGGGUGCGGAGGCAAACUGGCCUUGCCUGCCCCCCAGGGAUGCCAACUUGAAUAAAACCAGUGGCGUAGCGUGGGUUGUCAGCACCUGGGGCAAGGCAAGUAAUUUGCGCCCCCUAACCCGUGGAUUUGCGCCCCCUAAUCCGUGGAUUUGCGCACCCUAACCCCCAGAUGUUGCGCCCGGUGCGGCCGGCCCGCCCUGCACCCCCCACGCUACGCCACUGAAUAAAACAUUGGGGGAGGGCAGGUAAGUCCCGCCCCACAUAAUCUUUUAUAUAUAUAUAUAUAUAUAUAUAUAUAUAUAUAUAUAUAUAUAUAUAUAAUUUUUAUUAAAUGAUUUUAUGUUACAAAAAGCAUUACAACCAUACUACCACAAAAUAUUAUUGAGAAAUAAAAAUGACAUGCAUCAAUAUUUUGUUUGUUAUUUGCCGUCUUAUUUCCUCCCACACAUUUCAUACAAAACACCCACCCGCACACACACGAGAAAUAAUAAUAAUGCUAAUAAUGAAAAUAAAUAUUUCCUCCCUUUUAUCUUACAAAAUCUUUUCUUCAGUUUUGACUUCCUGUCAAGUCCCUUCGCAUAUGUUUUACCUUACAAUUGAAUGUACGCAAAACAAUAAACCCUGCACAAUCGAUCACACAUGCACACCAUUUGAAUGGCAAUACACAUCAACUUGGGGGGGGCAGUCCCCUCAAAAAAAUUAUUGGGGGGGGGGUGAUGGUACCUUGGCCCCAGGAGUUGGCUCCUACGCUGCCCGCCUGUAUUUUGUUUCAUAAAACGUAUAUACUCUGAUUUGCAAAAAUAAAAGCAAAUUAUCAGCAGCUAUUUAAAACGUCGGAAAAAUUUAAACCAACCGAUUAAAACCGUGUCAACAGUCUGGGUAUCCGUUGAAACAAAAAUGGUGUUGUUUUUUUAAAGCGGGCACCAAAAAGAACACCUUGAAGGCACCUGACAUCAAUAGGCAGGGAGUUCCAAAGUGUGGACGCUGCUGCCACACUUAAAGAUGGAACACCCUGGGGUCAGCCAUCUGACACAGUUCUCCCCAAUGCUUGAGAAAAGAUGGGGCUCGCAUUUCCCAGUAAAAGGGGUGUUUUUUUCUGCCUGCGGCCUCUCUCUCUCCCUACCCACAAUUCAAAGUGUUGGUGCUGACCUUUAAAGCCCUAAACGGCCUUGGUCCAGUAUAUCUGAAGGAGCGUCUCCACCCCCAUCGUUCUACCCGGACACUGAGGUCCAACACCGAGGGCCUUCUGGCGGUUCCCUCACUGCGAGAAGCCAAGUUACAGGGAACCAGGCAGAGGGCCUUCUCGGUAGUGGCGCCUUCCCUGUGGAACACCCUCCCACCAGAUGUCAAAGAGAACAACAACUACCAGGCUUUUAGAAGACAUCUGAAGGCAGCCCUGUUUCGGGAAGCUUUUAAUGUUUGAUGUAUUAUAGUAUUUUAAUAUUCUUUGGAAGCCGCCCAGAGUGGCCGGGGAAGCCCAGCCAGAUGGGCGGGGUAUAAAUAAUAAAUUAUUAUUAUUAUUAUUAUUAUUAUUAUUAUUAUUAUUACCCCAUUUCCAGGAGACUCGGGGGGGGGGGGGCUGCUCUCUUGCCCUCAGGUCCUGCUUGCAGACUGCCCUUGGGGGGCAUCUGGUUGGCCACGGGGACUGAAAACAACAGGCUGAACUACAAGGACCCUGGGCCUGAUCCAGCUGCCUCUCCUGAUGUUCUUAUGUCUCUGGGCAGAGCAGAGGGAGCUUGCCUCUCUGCCAGGUACACAAUGGGGACCAUUCAGCUCAGCAAACCAGCACGGCCUUUAACAAGGAGGCACUGAGUGAUGGGGGCAUUUUCCAUCCUGCAACAAGUGGUUCAGGGGUAUGUCGUCUCUGCCCCCUCACCCAUUAUUGAGGGGAAGUGCGUGGGACAGGUCUCGGGGCUUCAAUUUCUGGGAAUGGAGUUGAGAGAUGACCUAACCUGGGGAGAAAACAGCAAAGACCUGAUGAAGAGAGCACAGCAGAGGUUAUAUUUUGUGAGAAUCCUCCGGUAAAACAAUCUCUCAAAGGACCUGUUGAUGGCAUUUUACCAUUGUACUGUGGAGAGUGUAUUAUGGUCUAUGUGUGUGGUUUGGGAGCUGCACGGUCAGGGGAAAAACAAUCCAGUCCAGGGUUGUAAAGACUGCAGAGAGAAUAAUUGGGUGCACUCUUCCCACCUUGGAUCAAAUCUAUGCUUCCAGGUGCUAUAAGAAAGCUGCAGAGAUAGCGCAGGAUAGUGCGCACCACAGAAAUGAUCUCUUUCAGCUUCUGCCUUCUGGAAGAAGGUACAGGGUUAUAAAGACUAGGACUAGCCGCCUGAGAAACAGUUUCUAUCCAAAUGCGAUUUUGGUUUUAAACGCAUUGUAAGGAGUCUCUAUGGGAGUGUAUUGUAUUUUAAAAAUGGGAUAUCAGAGUUUUUAGGGGGCUAACCAGGCUGGGAUAGCUGGGAUAGCAGGCUUGUUGGUUUUUGAAUGUCUGAUGUAGAUCCCACCCCCCAAUUUCGUUGUUCUGUGUGGGACAAUGACAAUAAAGAUUAUCUUAUCGUAUCAUUCAAACAUACUCCCAGUGCCACCCCCAGUUACAGAGUUGGUGAUAAGGGGGCAUUUUUUCAAGGACACAAGUAUUGUCCCAUCCGGAGCUGGCAAAAGCAAGUCCCAUCUAGUCCAGCACCUCUCUCUGUCCUCGCAGUGGCCAGUCAGAUGCCCCAAAGGGAAUAAUCGAAUCAUAAGAGUUGUAGAGCUGGAAGGGAACCCAAGGGUCAUCUAUUUUUUUUUUUUUAAUAUAAUAUUUAUUGGUUUCACAAAAACAAAUUCCAAAAGAUGUAAAAAUACAAAAAUUCGACAAACAGAAAACAACAAUAACAAUAACAAAAAACAAACAGAGAUAACAAUAUCCAUAGCACAAAAGGAAAAAAAAAAAAAAAAAGAAACAGAAAAAUUUAAAAAGUAUUAUACUUUCAUUUAACCUUCUUAUCAUUACCUAAUUCUUUGACUUCCCCACAUCUCCCCGCUUGUAUUUCCAUUUAAGAACUCCUUUCAGCAAAUCCUUACCCUCCUUUCUUUAUCUUAACUCAAAAAAAGUUAAUCUAUUUAUAUAUAAAUAUUACAACUUUAUCAAUCAAAUAUUCCAUGCUCUUAAUCACAAGGCUUUUGCCAAUACCAGUUAUUUUCAGUCAGACCUCAAUUUAACAUUCAUUAAUUUUAUAGUAUUUCUGUAGAUAGUCUUUAAAUUUCUUCCAAUCUUCUUCCACCGACUCUUCUCCUGGUCACGGAUUCUGCCAGUCAUCUCAGCCAGUUCCAUAUAUUCGAUUACCUUCAUCUGCCAUUCUUCCAGAGUGGGUAAAUCCUGUGUCUUCCAAUACUUUGCGAUGAGUAUCCUUGCUGCUGCUGUUGCAUACAUAAAGAAAAUUCUGUCUUUCUUUAAUACCAAUUGGCCAACAAUGCCCAAGAGGCGGCGCCAACAAGCAAUGGGGUCAUCUAGUCCAGCCCCACAAGCAGGACCUGAGCAGAGCAGCAGCAGCGCUCUUCCCUUUGCGCUGCCCACCAACUGACUUUCAAGGGUAUCCUGUCUCCAGCAGUGGAGAGCAUAGCCAUUGCGACUUGCAGCCAUGAAUUUGUCUUUUUUUUUAAUAAAUAUUUAUUAAAGUUUUCACAAUAUUACAUAAUAAAAAAUAAAAAAUAAUUAAAAACAAUUCCAUCUUUUCAUCACUUAUCUUUCAUUUGCUUGUUUCCCGGACCUCCUCAUACCUCCCUUUUUUGUAUCCCAGUUCAAUUUAUUAGUUCAGCAAUUCCUUUCCCUCCUUAUUUUAUCCUGAUCUUUAAUCUUAAUAUAUUAUAGCAUUAAAUUUUUACCUGUUAAAAAUCCAAUUUUUUCAUGUUCUUUUAUACCAUUACAGCUAGAAACCACUUAACUUCAAUCCAACAUCAUUCUAACAUUCGUUAAUUUUGCAGUAUUUCUGUAAAUAGUCUUUAAAUUUCUUCCAAUCUUCUUCCACCGACUCUUCUCCCUGGUCCCGGAUUCUGCCAGUCAUUUCCGCCAAUUCCAUGUAGUCCAUCAUUUUCAUCUGCCAUUCUUCCAGAGUGGGUAGGUCUUGUGUCUUCCAAUACUUUGCAAUAAGUAUUCUUGCUGCUGUUGUAGCAUACAUAAAGAAAGUUCUGUCCUUCUUUAACACCGAUUGGCCGACUAUACCCAGGAGAAAGGCCUCUGGUUUCUUCAAGAAGGUAUAUUUAAAUACCUUUUUUAAUUCAUUAUAAAUCAUCUCCCAGAAAGUCUUAAUCCUUGGGCACGUCCACCAUAGGUGAAAGAAUGUACCUUCAGUUUCCUUACAUUUCCAACAUUUAUUAUCGGGCAAAUGGUAGAUUUUUGCAAGCUUGACUGGGGUCAUGUACCACCUGUAUAUCAUUUUCAUAAUAUUCUCUCUUAAGGCAUUGCAUGCCGUAAACUUCAUACCUGUGGUCCAUAACUGUUCCCAGUCAGCCAUCAUUAUGUUAUGUCCAACAUCUUGUGCCCAUUUAAUCAUAGCAGAUUUCACCGUUUCAUCUUGAAUUUGUCUAAUCCUCUUUCAAAGCCCUCCAUGUCGGUGGCCAUCACUGCUUCCUGUGGGAGGGAGUUCCAUAGGUUAACUAUGCACUGUGCAAAUGAUGUGCUUUCGUAUGUUGUUUUCACUAAUGCCCCUUUCCCCCAAACCAAUGCACUGCCAUUGUUUGGCUGGGGAAUUAUAGCAUGAAGUUCAGAGAAGUGAAGAGAGGCAGUUUCUCUCUGAAACACAAAUAAAACUGAAUCUGUCGCCACCAUCCCACCUUAUUUAUGACGCUUACAGAGGAGAAAGGAAAGCGCUGAGGCACAGUGAGGCCCUGCCCACACAGCCCCACUGCCCUUGGCUCUGUCUUUUGGUCACGCAAGAGUGUGACACGUACUUUGGGGAACUGGAAUGCAGGCACGUACUCCGCAGAUGAGCUCCUGCAACUCAAAUCAGAUGCUGGCCCUCGAAUCUGGCUCAGACGACACCCUUGUGGUGUAGGAGGGCUGGAUCCCAGCGCAGGCAAACUGCUCUUCCCUCGCAGCCCUUUUCCUUGCUCCUGAGUUGCUGCCAGGCCAGUUCCUUCCAGCUCAGAUCCGCCUGGAUCCCUGAAGGGCACUUUCUGCAAGGUCCCAAAUCACCUGCAGAUGGUUAGAGGUCAGAGAGAGGGGUGUGGUGGGGAGGGAGGGAGACAGGUGUGUUCUCUGGCUAGCACAGGUGCAGAGAGACAAGAUCCCAGAAAGGACACACCAGGACUUUUCCACCAGAGAGGCAGGGUAAGUCUUUUGCACGCUCUAGGGUUGUAGCUUGUUAACUCAGGCAGCCACCUGUGACUUGUGCACUUACCUGGGAUUCAGCCCAUUAAACAUAGCAGGUCUUACUCUUGUGUAAUUCAGCCUAGGGCCGAGCUGUGGGAGUCUCUUGCAGAAAACCCCCUGCAAGGGGGUCUUCAGAGAAGACUCUUGGUUGCUCCUGUAGCUGAAACGACAAGGGUUGCUCAGGGUGUUUUGUUGGGGUUAAUUCUUUCCGGUUUGGUGGUUUUCAUGAAGAAACAGCAGCCGUUGCCAUGAAUUCCUACUUGAGGCUGAAAGAGGAGAAGGAGAUGUAAAUUGCUAGCAUUUUCUCUUAGAAAUAAACCCUGCGGGAGGUAGGGGGCCUUUGACUUUCUGAAUUUUUGAGUAAUUUGGCAGCCCAACCCUUUCCCAAGCAGGAAGGUCUGCUUUGCAGGGUUUACUCUGAGCUUAAGUGUGCACAGGAUUGCAGCCUCAGGAACUUCAGAAUAUUUCAUGUUUACACUUAAAAUUAUGCAGGGGGGCUACCUGGAUCGGCCUGUUUUAUGUUAGACCGAAGUUGUGGCCCGUAACUCCAGGUGCUAGUGGAGUACUCAGAACUCGGUUGUGCAGAGAAAAGGCACUCUGUGCAUGCCUAGAGGCACCCUUUCCCUCCUGCUUCGCACAUUCCAUGGCAAUGUGGGGCUGAGUUUACCCAGGUCUAGGCUUGAAUGAGCUCCGAAAGAGGGCCAAGGAUGGAUUUAGGGGAAGGGCCCAGAGUUGCUUGCUCAGUGAAUUCAGCAGCACAGAGCCCCACAGAGUUGCACCAACUUCCCCACAGGAUCACAACUCCCACAGAGUUGGGAGGAAUGGUGCAGCAAAUUUGGUCUUCAGCCUUUCCUCCCUGGCCCACCAUGUAGCCACCCGCUGGGAACCUUCCCCAUUUUCAACAGGGGGUGCUUGCCAGCCCUUUCAGCAGAUGGAUGCAGAAGGUCAGCAGAAGAGGAAGGAUGGAAGGGAGGAGGAAGAAGAGCGGAUUCUGAUGCUGGAGCAGAGUUGGAAACCUUGGCCAAAAACACGGAGGAAGAUCAGAGGUAAGGGAAAAGGAAUCUAGGGAUCUAUAAGAGUCAGAGGAUCCCCCGGGUGGUUAUCCAGAGACAGGUUCCCUGUGCAGCAUCCAUGCUGGUCCUCAAAACCUUCAGCUGCUGGUGGGAAUGCAGGAAGAAUCAAGGCAGAUAAGAGAAAGUCCUUUUUCACACAGUGACCACCACCAACCUAGAUCGCUUGAAAAGAGGAUCAGAGAACUUCAUGGAGGAGACGGCAAUAAUAAUAAUAAUAAUAAUAAUAAUAAUAAUAAUAAUAAUAUAAUACAGGAACUCCGCUCACUCUGGGGAGCUUCCAACAAAUUAUAAAAACCACAGUAAAACUUCAAACAUUAAAACCUCCCUAUACAGGGCUGCCUUCAGGUGCCUUCUAAAAGUCAAAAAGUUGUUUAUUUCCUUGACAUCUGGUGGGAGGGCGUUCCACAGGGCAGGCGCCACCACCAAGAAGGCCCUCUGCCUGGCUCCCUGUAACUUCCCUUCUUGCAGUGAGGGAACCACCAGAAGGCCCUCGGCGCUGGAUCUCAGUGUCCAGGCUGAACGAUGGGGGUAGAGACGCUCCUUCAGGUAUACAGGACCGAGGCCAUUUAGGGCUUUAAAGGUCAGCACCACCACCACUUUGAAUUGUGCUCGGAAAGUACUGGGAGCUGACGUACUGUCGAUCUUUUCAGACUGGUGUUCUAUGGCAGCACUUAGAAUUCCCUGCAUAUUGACAUCAGGCAGGCCCCUUCGCUAAAACAUUUUUGUUUAAGGAAGCCUGCCCAGAUGUUUAUUAGAAAGCCAACGUCUUAAUCUGUUUGCAGUCCACUGCUAUUUUAACUUUCUGAACGUUUUGAAUUAUCAUAGUUAUUUUCCCUAUUGGUAAUUUUAUUGCUUUAUUCCUUUUCUGCAAAACUGCUUUGAGGUUGCUGUUGCUGUUUUUUUAACAGCCAAGCGGUUAUAAAAAUAUAUAUAUAUUUAAUAAACAAUAAGUGUUUUUGAGCAAGUGCGAGAGAGAAAUCAAGGCAGAAGAAGAACCUGCCUGCCUUUGAGAGAGAAGGGCAUGAUCCGAAUUUGCAAGCGAGGCAAUGUGCCUAAAACGCUGUCAUGGAAAAUGCACGAUCUGCUUUCAUGUAGGCAGGGCUUGUUGGUCCCUAAACAACAGUCCCAUCUGAUGAAGGCGGAGCUCUGUCGGUCUCGAAAACUGGCGCUGCGCCGCAGCCAAGAGAAACCCCGGGAACUCGCCAGAGCUGUUUUGAAGCCUGCCCCUACCCGGACGGCGAUGGAAGUGGCCGCCUGGGGGGGGGGGGGGGAGAAGGAGGUGGGAAUGGGAUUCCAACGCGGUGACCCAGAGAGGGAUUUAGCUAUGGACCCACACGCUCCCUGGCCGGUCAUUCCUGCGUCUGGCCAGCUUCAAAAUACACCCGGCGGGGAGUGGGGAGGAGACUUUGUCCCGGACUUUGUGUUUUUCCUGCGUCUCUCCCCCCCCGCCCCCCCCAAAAGCACAAGUGGGACAAGACUGAGAGCCGAGCUGAUUCCAUUUGGUGCCAAAUUGCUCAGAAAGGAAUCUGAGAUCUCAGGACGCAAUCGAUUUAACCUUCCUGCACAACUUUUAUGACUUCCCGCGCGCACUGGUGAAAGGGGGUGGGAAGAGGUUUUUUGUGGGGGGGGGUUUCUGUUGUCACUGUCCCAUUUUAAAGCCCUACCCCCAAGUGUGUCAUGAUAUGAUCCAAUGUUUAUAAAUAUAGGCCUAGCGAGCGUGAGCGUAGCAUGGGCGCAGCUGCCCUCUCCAAAAAAAUCAGUGAAAACCAAUACAAAUCUGAGGUUCCCCUCCCCCCCCCAUCAAAAAUCCUGGCUGCCCAUGCUAGUGAGGAGUCAUAGAAUUGUAGCGUUGGAAGGGACCCCAGGGUCAUCUAGUCCAACCCCCUGCGAUGUAACAGGGUGGGUGGGUGUCAGCUUCUCCCUAUUUAAGCCAAUUUGAAUCAGAACCUUGUGGCAGGGAGUUCCGUCAGUUACAUUUCACAACAGUGCAGACAAGUCCUUUUGAUUUGCCUGCCUGGAAUCUCUGCUGAAUCGGGUGACCCUGAAUUUUAGUCGUAUGAGGGCAGGGGGAGGGGGAAUGCACUUUCUCCUCUUCCUUUGAGAUUUUUAAGCAGAGGUUGGAUGGCUAUCUGUCAUGGAUGCUUUAGCUGAGAUUCCUGCAUCCCAGGGGGUUGGACUAGAUGACCCUGGGGUCCCUUCCAACGCUACAAUUCUAUGACUCCUCACUAGCAUGGGCAUUGUUGUUGUUUAGUCGUUUAGUCGUGUCUGACUCUUCGUGACCCCAUGGACCAGAGCACGCCAGGCACUCCUGUCUUCCACUGCCUCCCGCAGUUUGGUCAAACUCAUGCUGGUAGCUUCGAGAACACUGUCCAACCAUCUCGUCCUCUGUCGUCCCCUUCUCCUUGUGCCCUCCAUCUUUCUCAACAUCAGGGUCUUUUCCAGGGAGUCUUCUCUUCUCCUGAGGGGGCCAAAGUAUUGGAGCCUCAGCUUCACGAUCUGUCCUUCCAGUGAGCACUCAGGGCUGAUUUCCUUCAGAAUGGAUAGGUUUGAUCUUCUUGCAGUCCAUGGGACUCUCAAGAGUCUCCUCCAGCACCAGAAUUCAAAAGCAUCAAUUCUUCGGCGAUCAGCCUUCUUUAUGGUCCAGCUCUCACUUCCAUACAUCACUACUGGGAAAACCAUAGCUUUAACUAUACGGACCUUUGUUGGCAAGGUGAUGUCUCUGCUUUUUAAGAUGCUGUCUAGGUUUGUCAUUGCUUUCCUCCCAAGAAGCAGGCGUCUUUUAAUUUGCAUAUAAGAAUGUCAGCAUUUUGGGGGUGUGGUGGUGGAUUCCAAUGUGUGCAAAUGAAAGGCCUGUAGAUGCCCCCCCCAACCCCAACCCCCCACUGGGCGUCUCUUCUUAUGGGUGCCAACGUACCUGACUCACCCUGGUCCUCUGCUGCCCCCUGCAGGCUGCCUGGAGUUCGUCAAGCGGCAACUUUUCCGCGUGGGGGACGACUGGUACUUCCUCUUCGCCCUGGGGGUCAUCAUGGCCCUGGUCAGCUUCGCCAUGGACUUCACCGUCUCCAGGAUGGCCAACGGUAACAGACACCCCCAGACCGCUCUCAGUCAGCCUUAGGCUCCUAAUCUCUGAAAGGCAGCAGGAGGAACCAGGAGAACCGGAGAGCUAAAUUAUUAUUCAUCAGAUUUAUUUAAUUGGAUUCUUGCAUUGCAGCAGCUUGCUCUAGAUCAGUGUUUCCCAAAUUUGGGUCUCCAGCUGUUUUUGGACUACAACUCCCAUCAUCCCUAGCUAGCAGGCCAGUGGCCAGGAAUGAUGGGAAUUGUAGUCUGAAAAACAGCUGGAGACCCAAGUUUGGGAAACACUGGGCUAAAUGAUGAUGAUGGUGAUGAUGAUGAUGAUUUUAUUAUUUAUACCCCACCCAUCUGGCUGGGUUGCCCCUUUUAAAUUAAUAGACUUUGCCAAUGUUGGUCCAUUAUUUUCAGUGGGUUCAUUGUGAGUGUAAGCCUUAGUAAACCACAGAAUUGCAGAAAUGGAAGGGAUCCGGGAGUCAUCUAGUCUAGCCCGCCCACCACAAUGCUAAAGAAUCCCUGACUUAGUUGGGUACUUAGUUGAAUAUUCUCCCAUCAGAGCCCCUACAGGAAGGAUCGUAGCCUCCUCGCAUGGGCUCAUUCAUUUAAAAGACUUCUGUUCUGCCUUUGGGCCCAAUUAGCAGCAAUUAUUGACUUGCAAAGCCAUUUAUAAGAAUGACAUUGUGGACGUCGAAGCCCUUAGAACAAAGCCGCCCUCAGAAGCUAUUCACAAAACUAACCUUCUUGCACAGCUUUUAAAAGGACUGGGCGAAAUGCGAAGGCAGAGGAAGACAGUGUGAUGCCCUUCAGUUCACUGCUGGACUCCAACUCCCAGAAGCCUCAGCAGCCCGGAUGACUGAUGGUCAGGGGAAUGAUGGGAGCUGGAGUCCAGCAACAUCCAGAGUGCCACAUAUGAUUUCCAUCUGUCCAUUCAUAGAAUCACAGAAUUGGAAGGGAGCCUGAGAGUCAUUUAGACAAGUGUUUCCCAAUUUUGGGUCUCUAGCUGGGUUGUGGGUGUUGGUUUUUUUGGACUACAACUUCCAUCUUCCCCAGAUAGCAAGACCAGUGGUCAGGGAUGAUGGGAACUGUAGUCCAAAAAACCCCAAAAGAAGGCAGAGUAGUGAUGGGGGUAGCCAGGGGCAGUAAAGGCAAGUGUCAGGGGCAGUAAAUGGCCUGUGUGGUCCUCCAGCCAUUGCUGAGGCAGCCCAGCCAGUGACUAGGGAUGAGGGGAGUUGGAAUCCAACUAUGUUUGGAGGGCCAUGGGUUCCUCUAUCCUUGUGUUAAGCUGCCCAGUUUGAACCAGCUGCUAGGCGAUGCGUCCAGAAGGACAUGUUGAUUUUCCUUUCUGUUUCUUUAGCCCACAUGUGGCUUUACCAAGAGAUUGGGGACUACCCGGUGCUGAAGUACCUCUCCUGGACCAUGUACCCCAUCGCGCUGUCGGCUUUCUCGACUGGCUUCGCACAGAGCAUCACACCACACUCUGCAGGUGAGCCUUUGGGUGGGCGAGUGGGAGCAGGAGUCGGCCACUGGCGGCCAAGGUGCGGAGCCUGCCCCAGCCCCAAACCGCCAACAGCUCAACAGCCUGCCUGCCUGCCUGAUUCCCUGGCAACUUAACAGCAGAGGGAAGAGAAGGAGAAGGAACAUUAGGUACUCCUGCUCACCACUUCUGUCUUAACUGUCAUAUUUGCACCUCCUUUUCCUUCCAAAAGGAAGCCUGAUGCAGCUAGGAAGGAGUGUAAACACAAUUCAUUUGUAGAGCACUGGGGUGCAGGAAGCCACUGAGUUUGUACUCUGGGGAAAGGUCAGGGCUCACGUGGUAGAGCCUUGCAUUCAGAAGCCCCCAGAUUCAACCCCUGGAACAGGGCCAGGUUAAGAGCUUUAGAGACCCUAAGCACUUACUGUAUUUUUUGCUCUAUAAGACUCACUUUUUCCCUCCUAAAAAGUAAGGGGAAAUGUGUGCGCGUCUUAUGGAGCAACUGCAGGCUGUGCAGCUAUCCCAGAAGCCAGAACAGCAAGAGGGAUCGCUGCUUUCACUGCGCAGCGAUCCCUCUUGCUGUUCUGGCUUCUGAGAUUCAGAAUAUUUUUUUCCCCUUGUUUUCCUCCUCCAAAAACUAGGUGCGUCUUGUGGUCUGGUGCGUCUUAUAGAGCGAAAAAUACGGUAAUAGAUUUUGGUGUCCCUGCACAGUGCUUUUUCAGGGGGGACGCAGGGGGACGCAUACCCCGAAACAUUUUGUGAAUCUAACAGGAGAACAAACUAAAAAUGUUAAAAAUUUUAGUUUCUUCUCUAGCGUGGUGAAUCGUCAGUUCCGUUGCUACCCCUGACGGUGGCCUAUAAAAUGGUGGCUUUCUUGAGUCAAAAUGAGAGUACCCUUUAAAAAAUGUUUUAGAAAAAAAAGCACUGCCCCUGCAUAUACCUAAUUCAAAAUAUAAAUAAUAAACAGUAAAAUAAAAUUCCAUUUUUAGAAAUGAAACAAAACCUACAGUAAGAUGGAAAAUGCUACUUGUUUUUGUAUACUUCCACUUUAUUUGUGUUUGAAAAAAUUUCUUCUGCUUCUUUUAAUUGCAAAAUCUUUGAUCAGAUUCUCAAAACAUCUUACGUAACACAUUUGCUACUAUACUUAGUAGGCAUCCAGCAUGCCUUGUUUGUAUAGUUGUUCUGUUGGGAUUUGUAAUAUACUUUAGCUGAGAAAAUGAAUGCUCAGCUGAGCAAUUUGUGGCCAUUAAUGUUAAAAAUCCGGCAGUGGAAAAUUUCCUGCGGUGCCCCUUUCCCUCGAUGUCCGAAGCACGUGCUUGUUUUGCUUAAUGGUUAAUCCAGCCUUGCCCUGGCAGCAUCGUCGAGUAGGGCUGGGAGAGGCUCCCUGCUUGAAACCCAGAGAGCUUCUGCCAGUCAGUGUAGACAAGACGGAGCUCAAUAGGCCAAGGGUCCUCAGUUCCUGCAUCUUAAAGGAAGGGUCUUCACUCAGCUCGCAAGGAAUGCCGUUUAUAAGAACAACAUUCUGCUUUGCAUGCCAAAGGUCCCUGGGUUCAAUGCCCAGCAACUCCAAGUGGGGCCCGAGACCCUGGAGAGCUGCUGCCAGUCAGUGUAGACAGAACUGAGCUAGAUGGACUAAUUGGCUAACUCAGCAAAGGCCUUAAAGGUGGGUUCCCAUGAGGCAAGACACAGUGAUAAUAGCAAGAACCUUUAUUGAACCACAUAACUGGGAAACAGAGGCAAAGCAACUGCUUAUAUACAUUCCUGAGAGCCUUGGCCACUCCCACUGCCAACGUGAUUGGCUGUCUAAACUUCCAAACUGCGAAUCACGACUCAGGGUUCAAGGGCCAAUGGCAGAGGCCCAAAUCCUGAAAUGUUCUGUGAUUGGACAACGUGUAUUGAAUCAGAACACAGGAGAUCAGAAUCCUCAGUCCAGACUCAAGCUCAGGCAAACACAGGCCACUGAAUACAUAACAGGCCUCCUGUGAGGUGGGCCAGGGAGAAGGCUGUUGGGUGGGGCCAAUGCAGAAGGAAAAGAGGCAGGUCCUCCUCAGGAGGCCACCAGGAACAUCUUCCUAGCCUGGCUGGAGGUCCCCCAAACAACCUGGAACCUCCUCCCUGUGUGCUCCUUCCAGGUUCCGGCAUUCCUGAGCUCAAGAUCAUCCUGACGGGGGUCAUCCUGGAAGAAUACCUGGCCAUCGAGAACUUUAGCGCCAAAGUCGUGGGCCUGACCUGCACCCUGGCAUGUGGAAGCACCAUCUUCCUUGGGAAAGUCGUAAGUGACCCGUUGGUCGGUCAAAGGGAAGCAACCCCUGGCCUCUAGGCUGCAGAGCUCUUCUUCACCGUUUACACCAGACAUCCCUAACCUGCGGCCCUCCAGGUGUUUUGGCCUACAACUCCCAUGAUCCCUAGCUAACAGGACCAGUGGUCAGGGAUGAUGGGAAUUGUAGUCCAAAACAUCUGGAGGGCCGAAGGUUGGGGAUGCCUGGUUUACACCCUGUGGCUGUUUGCAAAGAGGCUCACACCCCCAGCAGCUUUAGAGCAAGGUAGCUUGGGUCUAGGAGAGGAGGCGAGUUGGAGGCCUGAAACUUUUGCCUCCAGGUCCACUCAAGAAACUUGGGUCAGUGGACCAUGCCACCCUCUGCAGGAGAUACACUGGAUUCCUACAGAAUCAUAAAAUUGUAAAGUAGGAAGGGAUUGCAAUAAUAAUAAUAAUAAUAAUAAUAAUAAUAAUAAUAAUUUAUUUAUAUCCCACCCAUCUGGUUGGGUUUCUCUAGCCACUCUGGGUGGCUUCCAAAAUAAUAAUAAUAAUAAUAAUAAUAAUAAUAAUAAUAAUGUGAUAAAACAUCAAACAUUAAAAACUUCUCUAUACAGGGCUGCCUUCAGAUGUCUUCUAAAAGUCAGCUAGUUGUUUAUUUCCUUGACAUCUGAAGGUAGGGCGUUCCACAGGGUGGGCGUCACUACCAAGAAGGCCCUCUGCCUAGCUCCCUGUAGCUUGGCUUCUCGCAGUGAGGGAACUGCCAGAAGGCCCUCAGAGCUGGACCUCAGUGUCCGGGCUGAAUGAUGGGGGUGGAGACGUUCCUUCAGGUAUACUGGACCGAGGCCGUUUAGGGCUUUAAAGGUUAACACUGACACUUUGAAUUGUGCUUGGAAACUUUCUGGGAGCCAAUGUAGGUCUUUCAGGAUAACCGGUGUUAUGUGGUCUCGGCAGCCGCCCCCAGUCACCAGUCUAGCUGCCGCAUUCUGGAUUAGUUGUAGUUUCUGGGUCGCCUUCAAAGGUAGCCCCACAUAGAGUGCAUUGCAGUAGUCGAAGCGGGAGAUAACUAGAGCAUGCACCACUCUGGCGAGACAGUCCGCGGGCAGGUAGGGUCUCAGCCUGCAUACCAGAUGGUGGUUCACCAAUCUCCUGCAAUGUAGGAAUCGCAGCCCAAGCAUCCCUAUAUACCGUAUUUUUUGCACCAUAACACUCACUUUUUUCCUCCUAGAAAGUAGGGGGAAAUGUCUGUGCGUGUUAUGAAGGGAAUGCCUAUGGGUGGCGGCGGGGGGGGGGGAUCUGCUGCAGUCCUGAGCAGAGGAUCCAUGGUUCCCCUUCCUUCCCUCCUCCGUGGCUCGCUUUGAAACAGCAAAGCGGGGGAAGAGCCGCUGAGUGGGGAGAGAGAGGGACAGAGAGCCUGCUUCUUUAAAGGGGCAAAGCUGGAGAGGAGAGGAGCCGCUUACACAAGUGUAAGCGGCUCCUGUCCAGUUGGCUCCUUUAAAGCAAGCAGGCUCUCUGUCCCUCUCUCCUCCCCACUCAGCUCGCUAAAUAGCAGCAAAGUUUUUCAGCUCGCUAAGCCGGGGAUGAGGAGGAGGGAGAAAAGCAGAGCCUGCUUGCUUUAAAGGAGCAAAGUGGGAGAGGAGAGGAGCCUUCACCCCUUAAACCCCUCUUCUGCAUUAUUAGCAGCAUCCUUCUCCACCCACCCCACGCAUGUUCCUUCUCCCCUUAUACCCCUCUUCUGCAUUAUUAGCAGCAUCCUUCUCCACACACCCCACGCGUGCUCCUUGUCCUUUGAGUGCUUUCCCUUCCCUCCCCACUUAAAACGUGGUUACAAAGCACAGAUCCACAUGGAUCCUCAGGAUUUUUGCUCUGGGUCACCCCAAAUUCACCAUCAGAUCACAUAGCAUGUCCAUGGCUACAUUUUGCACCAAAAAAAUCACGCACCCACUGUUGCCUGGGGCCACAGUGGUGCAAAAACGUGAUUACAAAGCAUGGAUCCACAUGGAUCCUCAGGAAUUUUGCAUUGGGCUACUCCAAACUCACUGUCAGAUCACAUGUCUGUGGCCACAGCAUGAACCACAAAACUCAUACAUCCACGGUUUCGUUUAGAAUAUUUUUUUUCUUGUUUUCCUCCUCUCAAAACUACGUGUGUGUUAUGGUCGGGUGCGUGUUAUAGAGCGAAAAAUACGGUAAUUGUAGAAUCCCUUCCUCUACUAAUCUGCCCUCCUCUUGUCUUCCCCCAGGGGCCUUUCGUUCACCUAUCCAGCAUGAUCGCUGCCUACUUAGGGAAGAUUCGGACCAGUGUCUCUGGGGAAUAUGAGGUAAGGAGCAAGGGGACAGCCACCCCCCACCCCCCACCAAGGCUAAGGGCUGGAGUGGGCCUGCCCAAGCAUUCCUUCACUAGAUUGAUAAAUGCAGAUUCAUUGUCCCUCUUGACACCUUCCUACAGUCACAACCAGGGUGGCUGAAGAGGUGAUUUCUGCCCCCACAAAAUAACCACCCCACCACAUUUUCAGUGGGUGCUUUUGAGGCAGGGGAGACAGAGGAGAAAUUCGAGUCCAUUCACGUUAGAGGUGAGUCCAGAACAAUACGCAUGUUAGGAGCUUGUCCUACACUCGAGUAGGACCCUGGUAAAGACACAUGCCCAACUGGCAUGUUCUCUCCCUCCUGAUAUUUCGUUCGGGAUCUUCAAGAGCUUUCUUCAGCCCGAACAUCACAGCGACCGAUGCCAAUUGACACCGGCACACUUAGGGGUCCGCAGAGUCUUCGCAACUUGCGUGACAGGCCUCAGCAACUCAGCAUUUUGGCUAAUCUACUUUAUUUACAUAUAAACACACACGGAGCACUACAACAUGGCUCCCUCUCUCUCUAGCAACAGACAGCAAAGAGAAAAAGAACAAAGGACAAUAGUCCCACUUCAUGGAACACAGUAACACAAGCAUCCUGUCACUUCCCACUCUGUGGAGUUCAAACAUAUACCGUCAUGUAAUAGACAAAAAUCCCAUGAUUGCAAUCAUGGAGCAGGAAUUCUAACAACGCAAACCUAAAUUGCAGCCAUCCUCUGAAAUUUGGACCUUUCCAAAUUUUGCAAGGCAGAGUCAGGUGUACAGAAAUGCAUAGAACCAGGGCAAAGUGUACAUAAAGAGCUUGCAUUAGGGAAAAGCAACAUACACAAAUGUGUUAUAUUAAGAGAAAUGGCUUUGCAAAAAAAAAAAUGUGUAUAUUAGGCAAAAUCACACACACACACACACACACACAGAUGAGCCUAUCAGGAACUAGGAACAACAUUCGCACUAGAAUGUUGCAGAUCUCAUUUAUUUUAUUUUUCAAAAAUCACUAACUAAUGUUGAAAUGAGAACUGGAUUUAAGAGGUUGAGAAAUGAUAAAUGGAGAGGAACCGGAAGGAACGGAUUGUCUCCCCCAAUCUUUGCUCAGUUUAAUAAUCUGAGCACAGAGCUGGAAAGGGGUCAAACUGGAGUGGCUCCUGCUGGCUUGGAAGGCAAACGCAGCACUCAGCUCCCAUUCUGGAGCCCUGGGGGGAUUCAUGCUCAGCCGCGCUGGCUCUCAGGCAGAUGCAAGAGGCACUUAGCAAACGGAUCUCUCUUCCUCCUAGAAUAAGAGCAAACAGAACGAGAUGCUGGUGGCUGGAGCUGCUGUUGGAGUGGCCACUGUCUUCGGGGCUCCCAUCAGCGGUAAGAGAAACAAGCACACAGACCAGCAAAGCUUUGCCCUACCCCGUGGGUCAGAUUCAGUAAACCUAGCUGGCAAGUGGCUUGCAAAGUUUACGGAGCUUGGAGUUUGCGCGUGUUUGGUGAAAACGCUUUGUGUCGCCCUGUCAAGCAGCUCAUGUCUAAAGCGGCAAACCGGUGGUCAUUGGGGGAAGGGGGCUGUGUUGGCGAGGGGCCUGCAAAAACCACACCUCUCCACUCUGGUUUGAAAUGGGUAAGAGACCCCCCACAGCUCUGGGCAGCGAGACAAGGUAUGCAGACUCCUCUGGGUGCCUCAGCUGAGGGAUCCAGUCACGGCCGUGGAGGAAGUCAGUGGCAGAGCACAGGAGGCGACAAACAGCAAACUGUAAUAAACAGAAAUCUGCCCUUAUUCCCUUAUGGGGGACACAAGAGCCCUUAUAGAGUCCUUUGUAGCUUCUCCAUCGGUCGGAGAAAAUAACAGAGGCCAACCAGAGAAUAUUGAGAAGCAAAGCAGCUAGUAAGCCUGAUCUUUAUUGAUCUGUUGCAACAGGGUGCUCCCCUCACACACACGAAAGGAGGAGGAACCCAGAACAAAGGUGUGCCCGCCCUUAUAUAGACAUUUUAAAUUGCCUGCCCUGGAGUCCAAGACCACCCCCAGAAAUAUCAUACCUAUAUCACAGAAAGGGCAGUCUACAACAGAAAUCUGAGUGCAUUGUUUAUCUCCUGCUGGCAGACUUGUUAAUGGUCACUUGAUUGGAUACCCUGGGGAGCCUGGCCAGUCUUUUGUAAUGACAAAUACUUCGUUCCUGAGCCAGAUCACAGGCUCACCCUUUUCAUACACAGACAUAUUCUUAAGACAGGAUUUGUGAAGGAGUAGACAAUGGGGAGGCUUUUCCAUUUUCCUUUGACCUUGCAGAGAAAUGUUUGAGGUCAAUUGAGGUCAAAGUCCUGAAAUCAUUUGGGAGGGACAAAAUGGUUUCAGGACUUUCUGUGGGGUUUCAGACAUGUGGUUUAUAUAUCGAUGUACAUGCUUGAUUGGUGCAUUUAUGAAAAGAUAUAUAUAUAUAUAUAUAUAUAUAUAAAGGGACCCCUGACCAUUAGGUCCAGUCGUGGCCGACUCUGGGGUUGUGGUGCUCAUCUCGCUUUAUUGGCCGAGGGAGCCGGCGUACAGCUUCCGGGUCAUGUGGCCAGCAGGACUAAGCUGCUUCUGGCGAACCAGAGCAGCGCACGGAAACGCUGUUUACCUUCCCGCCAGAGCGGUACCUAUUUAUCUACUUGCACUUUGAUGUGCUUUCAAACUGCUAGGUUGGCAGGAGCAGGGACCGAGCAACAGGAGCUCACCCUGUUGCGGGGAUUCGAACCGCCGACCUUCUGAUCGGCAAGUCCUAGGCUCUGCGGUUUAACCCACAGUGCCACCUGCGUCCCAUAUACAUACAUAUAUAUAUAUAUAUAUAUAUAUAUAUACACACAUACACACACUCACACACACACACACACACACACACACAUGACCUUAAUUUUUUUAUUUCAAAACUUUAUGAGUUUCUUGUCUAUGGUUUCUCCCAACUUUGAAGGCAUCAAUGCAUCUCCUUGCCAAGGCACAAGGGAGCCUAGGUGCGCCUCUGGUCGGGGCAUAUUGGCUGCCAGUUGCCGACCUCUGCCUUACCUGUUUUCUUCACCUGCCCAUUCUCCUCCUAAUCUGGUCCCACCCAGGGGUCCUCUUCAGCAUCGAGGUCGUGUCCUCCCAUUUCGCCGUCCGGGACUACUGGAGGGGAUUCUUCUCAGCCACCUGCGGGGCCUUCAUGUUUCGCCUGCUGGCCGUCUUCAACAGCGAACAAGGUGAGGAAGCUGAGCAGAGUUGCUGGGGAAGUGCAAAGCGGGUGGGAGGAGAGAAACUGUUGCUUCCAGUUUGCUCUGCAGUGUUAGGCGCCCUGGCCAGCGUGCUCAUCCACAUAGUAAACACCUCUGCCCACCUGCUGCUUUUUCUGGCAAGCUAAGCACAAUCUUAGGCUCUUACCUUGCAUGGGCUGGAAAUAGAUUUGACGGGGGGGGGGGGGUUGCUGGGAGACAGCAGUUUAAGCCUCACAUGUGGAAAUAAUAAUAAUAAUUUAUGAGUUUCCCCAGCCACUCUGGGCGGCUCCCAAUCAAGUGUUAAAAACAAUACAGCAUUGUAUUAAUAUUAAAUAUUAAAAACUUCCCUAAACAGGGCUGCCUUCAGAUGUCUUUUAAAGAGAAGAUAGCUGCUUAUUUCCUUCACAUCUGAAGGGAGGGCGUUCCACAGGGCGGGUGCCACCACCGAGAAGGCCCUCUGCCUGGUUCCCUGUAGCUUUGCUUCUCGCAAUGAGGGAAUCGCCAGAAGGCCCUCAGCGCUGGACCUCAGUGUCCGGGCAGAACGAUGGGGGUGGAGACGCUCCUUCAGGUAUACUAAUAUUCUAAACUGACCACAACUGCCCUGGAAAGAGAUGACUGAGCAAUUGUGGCGACCUUGUUGGAAGUGCCGAACCCUCAGUGCCGAACCCUUGCUGCAAAAUGGAUGUUUUGUGUUAGGGAAGGGAAACUAGGGCUGCCAUACGCUUGAAAAUGGCGUCUGGGCAGAUUUUCACAGAAUCGGCAAAAUGUCUGGGGAAACCUCAAUGUAUGGCAAGUAGGAUGUUUGUUUUAACUUUAAAAAAUCCUUUAAAAUCCCCAAAAUGUUUGAUUCCCCCCACCCCUAAAGGAAAAAAAGCUCAAAAACUUUUGUCCGGAUUUUCACUUUUGCGAAUAUGGCAACACUAGUUAAACAGGCUAGGUGUGUCCCCCUCCCUGGAACCCCUUCCCUUCCUCACCAUUUCCCCCAUGCAGUGGAGGAUGGUCUAUGUGUGCAAAGGGGGGCUUUGCCCCACCAAUCUCAGUCUUCACCCCUCCAGGCCCACCUGCCUGCCUGCCUGCCUCCCUUUCCCAAAGGGUCAUCUAGUUCAAACCCCCCCCCCCCCCAAUGCAGGAACCACAGCUAAUCCUCCUUAGGCUCAGUGUUGCCCUUGAAGAAGAAGUAGCCGGGAGGCGAAAAAGAAGGAUGGAAGGUGCAAGGCUAGGAGCAGUUUCCCUGUAGUUGGCUCUGGCACCACCUACUGCUGGGCUCCCUGCCUCCCGCCCUACCAGCCACCACCAAUGCUGCGUGAAGAUGUUUCCAGAGCAGGGUUUCCCAAACUUGUCUGAUUUUGGACUACAACUCCCAGCAUCCCUAGCCAGCAGGACCCGUGGUCGGGGAUGAUGGGAAUGGUAGUUCAAAAACAACUGGAGACCCCAGUUUGGGAAACCCAGGACCUGGAUGUUGAUGAUGGAGGAAGGCUCUCUGGGGACAAACCUCAGCAGCCACGGUGAGCAGGUGAUGGGUGCUAAACAAUGUGGCUCGCUGGUUCCCCUGCCUGGCUGUGCAAGAGCAAAGUGGGGUUUGGCCCCAAGCAAAUGGCCUUCUGCAAAUGUUGGCCAUCGGUGGGGUGGGGGGCUUAAGCGAGACGGGGGAGAGAAGAGGGGAAAGUGAGAAAUUGGGGAAGGGGGUCUUGGGUGGAAGGAAAGUGGGGGGGCACAGGUAGACGAGGAAGGGGGCUUCUAUUUUUGUGGGCACCCCUGUUUUGUGUUUAAAACACCUCGCUUUUUCUCCCUUCCCAGAGACCAUCAUGGCUCUUUUCAAGACCAGCUUUAAGAUUGACUUCCCCUUUGACCUGCCAGAGACAUUCUUCUUCAUGUUCCUCGGGUGAGAUGGGUGAGGGAUUUUGGGGUCAGGUCCACCCCAUAUAUUUAAAGCAUCCCCUCAAUAAUUCUGGGAACUGGAGUGUGCUGUUAUAGGGAAAACUAGGGGGGUUGGCUUUUGCUGCCCAACUCCUGAAGGGACUGAGUCCCCUAAGUCAAUGGUCGGUCAGAGAUGAAUGGAUGGAGGCAAGAGCCAUAGAAAGCAAGGGGGAUCUUUAUUUUUCUGUUAGAACAGAGUUCCCUCCUCUCCUUGCAAGGAGGUAGGAAAAACCCAGAACAAUGGUGCGCAAGCCCCUAUAAAGACUUUUGAAACUGCCCACCCUGUACCCCAAGACACCCCCCAAAAAAUCAUAUAUAUAUCACAGAAGUGGUCCCCAGCAGAUAUUUGAGAGUGUUGCUUCUCUCCUGUCUGCCAGGAUACCUGAUAAAUGCCUUAAAGGUAAAGGGACCCAUGACCAUUAGGUCCAGUCGUGGCUGACUCUGGGGUUGCGGUGCUCAUCUCGCUUUAUUGGCCAAGGGAGUUGGCGUACAGCUUCCAGGUCACGUGGCCAGCUUGACUAAGCCACUUCUGUCGAACCAGAGCAGCGCAUGGAAACUCCAUUUACCUUCCCUCCAGAGUGGUACCUAUUUAUCUACUUGCACUUUGACGUGCUUUCGAACUGCUAGGUUGGCAGGAGCAGGGACCGAGCAACGGGAGCUCACCCCGUCGCGGGGAUUUGAACCGCCGACCUUUUGAUCGGCAAGUCCUAGGCUCUGUGGUUUAACCCACAGCGCCACCUGCAUCCCGAUAAAUACCUUACUUGGUUGUAUUUUCUGGGUAGCCUGGCCAUUCCUUUGAGAUGGUAAAUACUUUAGUUCCUGAAUCUCUUACACAUAUUGAUAUUUCGCUCAGCUUAACAGAUACUUGCCAGACUAUAUUUGAAAAGGGAGGUGUAAGCCCCUACAGUCCAAAGACAAUUGGAAAGCUUUUCCCAUUUCCUUCCUCCUUGCAGAGAAAUAUAUGAGGUCAAGUUGAGAGAGUCAAAAUGACUUCAGGAUUGCUCUCCUGUACUAUUUCAGACACGUGGUUUAUAUACUUGUGCAUGUGUUUGCCUUGUACAUUUAUGAACAUUCAUUCUAUAUUUGAGACCUUAGAAUUCUUAUAACCGUGUCAAGGCUUCUGGGGGGAAAGUACAGUUUCCAGGGUCCUUCAUGGGGGCACCAUGUGCUUGAAAUAUGCUCUGAAUGUAUGGGGGUGGAUGUGACCCAUCUCCUUCCUUGCAAUGCAGCCUUAGGGUGGGGUGGGGGUGACACCGAAGGGGUAUUGUGUGCCCAGCAGCCAAAGUGACCCUAACCUCCCUCCCUCCCCUGUUUCUUUGCAGUGCAGUCUGUGGGGUAGUGAGCUGUGCUUACCUCUUUUGCCAGCGCUGGUUCCUGGGCUACGUCCGGAGGAACUGCUUCACAGCCAAGCUGCUUGCAGAGGAGUAAGUCAUACCUUGGGAGUGGGGGCCAUGCGCUGGGGGGCAUGCGGGGUGAGGUCCUGCAAGGACCGACCGACUGGCCUCGAACACACUGCUGCCUCUCAGCCUCAGUUUCCCACUCUGCAAAACGGGAACAACAGAAGUUUGCCUCGCCUGGUUGUUGCAUGGGCGAUAAAUGUUCCAUGAAAGCACAAAUGAAUCGUAGCAGCUGACAUUCUCCUUUCACAUAUUUGGGGUCUUCUUGGGUUUUCCAUGACAUAGGGAUUACAAAAAAAAUAUAUUCUGGCUUUGGGAACAGAAUGAGCAGGGUAUAGAAAAAAAGCAUAUUGUGCGCAAGGUAUUUAAAAGUGAGUGACAGUAGAGGGGUCAGCAAACUUUUUCAGCAGGGGGCUGGCCCACUGUCCCUCAGACCUUGUAGGGGGCCGGACUAUAUUUUUUUUUGGGGGGGGGAGGGAAUGAACAAAUUCCUAUGCCCCACAAAUAACCCAGAGAUGCAUUUUAAAUAAAAGCACACAUUCUACUCAUGUAAAAGCAUGCUGAUUCCCGGACUGUCCGCAGGCCGGAUUUAGAAGGCGAUUGGGCCGGAUCUGGCCCCCAGGCCUUAGUCUGUCUACCCAUGGUAGAGAUGGACCAACAUUUUAUUAUUACUUCCUCCAUCACCCCGAGAAAAUAUAUUCUCCCUUGUACGCAAGCUUUCGGGACACGGGUGGCGCUGUGGGUAAAACCUCAGCACCUAGGACUUUCCGAUCGUAUGGUUGGCGGUUCGAAUCCCCACGGCGGGGUGAGCUCCCGUCGUUCGGUCCCAGCUCCUGCCCACCUAGCAGUUCGAAAGCACUCUUAAGUGCAAGUAGAUAAAUAGGUACCGCUUUAUAGCGGGAAGGUAAACGGCGUUUCCGUGCGCUGCGCUGGUGCAGGCUCGCCAGAGCAGCUUCGUCAUGCUGGCCACGUGACCCGGAAGUGUCUUCGGACAGCGCUGGCCCCCGGCCUCUUAAGCGAGAUGGGCGCACAACCCUAGAGUUGGUCACGACUGGCCCGUAUGGGCAGGGGUACCUUUACCUUUACCUUUAUGCAAGCUUUCAAGUGGCACAGAAAUCCUCAGCACCUUCUGCCUGGUGGAAGAGCUUUGUGAUGCCUGGAAAAUGUACAGAUUCCUCCACCAAAUGAUCUUUUCUAUUUUUGCUUUGAGCUGUGUGUGUCUUGCUGGUCUGCCAUCAGAGUUAGCUUUGGGCAGCCUUUUGUUUUCAAUCCUGAAAAGUAACCCUAGUUUUUUGUCUGUUUGUUUCUGGUACCUUUUUCCAGGAAACCUCUUUACUCGGUGCUGGUUGCCCUCCUGCUCUCCUCCAUCACCUUCCCAUCGGGCCUGGGGCAGUUCAUGGCCUCUAGGGUAAAUACUGGGUAUCGCUCUCCUUCCCAGCACAGAGCACACUGGAGCAUAUGCAGAGUGCCACCCUCUCCCUGCUGAAUAACGACAGGUGGCACGCACAGGACUGAUAACAGCCAGUGAACUGGCCAAAGGCCAACCUGUCUGGUGGCACAGAGAGAGGAACCCACCGGCCCCCUCACAGACAAAAAGGGGGAGGGUGGGUGGGCGUUUGUGCUCCUGUUUGCGCCAGCCCUUCCAGACCCCCAUCUUUCCUCCCCUGUAGCUGAGCAUGAAGGAACUUCUCACCUCCCUCCUUGACAACCACACCUGGAGCGCCCUUUCCCAAAACGCAUCGCUGGCCAGGCCCCUUCAAGUCGACACCCACAACCUGUGGCUCGAGUGGUGGGACCCCAACAUCACCAUCUUUGGCACGCUGGCCGUCUUCCUGUUCAUGAAGGUACCUGGCCCGCUUCUGAAGCACACGGGGGGGGGGGCUCUCUGAUGAGGGAGGAAGGGUUCAGGCGGCUCCCCUCCCACUUCUGUUACUGUGCUUUCACCCUCAGGAGUUGGAGUGUUCUCAGGCAUGCUGUGGCAUCACAGGCUGUCUGAAAGCAAGCAGCCAUUACCCUCGGCCUCACUUUUCCUCGCUCUUUUCACAGUUCUGGAUGCUGAUCCUGGCCACCACCAUGCCGAUGCCCGCUGGGUACUUCAUGCCCGUCUUUGUUUAUGGUAAGUGCCCCCCCAUCUCCCUGCAUCAGAUGACCCCCCCUCCAUACUGCGUCACAGAAUCAAAGAACUGGAGAGUUGGAAAGGUGACCUUGUUUAGCCCCCUGCAGCGCAGGAACCACAGGUAAACGCAGGAUCAGUUUCGCUGGUCUCAUCUGCCAAGUACCAAACGGGCUGGAGAAGGGGAUCUCCAUGACAGUUAAUCCAGUUCAAAACCAGUUUGAGCGUGCAGUGUAGACAUGGUCUGGAAAGGAUUGUCGCGGAGAUGCAACCGGUUUCUUUCUGCCUCGUCGUCCUCCUCCUCCUUCCCCACCCCCAUGACAGGAGCUGCGCUCGGGCGCCUGGUGGGAGAAACUGCCGCCUUCCUCUUCCCCCAGGGCAUUUCAUCGGAGGGGGGCUCCAGCCUCAUCACUCCUGGAAGCUACGCACUGGCAGGUGAGUCUGCAACGCGGGUGGGGUGGGCACUUGCUACAGGGCAAGCCAAUAAGCCACGGCAGCCAAAGGUCUAGGCAACUACGGCUUGGCAGACACUUGCCAACUUUGCCACACAGCCCCUUCCCCUCCACCCCAGGGACUUACGGUUGUGAUGACAGUAAGCUCCUCUGUUCACUACAAUUCUGCAGGGGGCAUCUGUCUGGAGGAUGCCUGUGGUUCCUCUCCCAAUUCUUGGGGUCCUGUAUACAGGGAAGGUUAGAGGAGCUGGCCGGCCACUGAAAUGUCCUCAUCAGCAUCCUGCAAAAACGGGCCAGGUUGCAAGAGGGGUGGGGCCCUUUGGGCUCCAAGGUGGGCCUUUCCUCCACCCCCCCCACCUUUCUGCUAGGUAGGAGAACAAGACCCAGAGAGGUGUGAGGGAGCUGAGCUGGAGGCCAGAGACUGAGGGACUUGCUUGCUCUGUGCUGGAUCAAAAAUGGCAACAAACGGAGAAGCAAGAUUUCUUCGGAUGCCGUGACCCCACCCCCUCCAUAGGUCAUACAUAUAUGUGAAUAGAACCGUAUACAGUGGAGCCCUGUUCGCAUCCCGAAGCGAACGCAACCCGCGACUGCGCUUCUGUGGGUUGCGAUUCGGCACUUCCGCGCAUGUGCGUGACGUCGUUUUGACCGUCUGCACAUGCGUGAGCAGUGAAACCCAGAAGUAACGGGCUCCGUUACUUCCGGGUUGUCGGGGAGCGCAACCCGAAAGCGCUCAACCUGAAGCAACUUCGACCCGAGGUAUGACUGUAUCUUGAAGACGCCACAGUCUCUGCUGACCUUUAUUCGGAGGAAACCGAACCUGGAAUCCCUGGAGUCCCGCGCAGCUCAGACACACUGGAGGGGGUGCGUGUUGCAUGGGGAGGCCACAACCGUUAAUCCCAGUGCAAUACCAGCACAGAGGAGGGCCAGCUCUGCCAUUAGGCAGGACUGGAGGACAGAGCUGUGUUCGAUUCAUGACUUGUCCUCCCCACCACUGAGCUCCUCUGCUCUGGUGUGGAAUGCCAUCCUCUUCAAGCAAGAUGCAGACCCCAGCCAGCUCAGCUCUGGGACUUGGAAUAGGAAUCGGGGCGGCUAACAAGGGACCCACGCCCAGGGUGAGUCGCCGGCCUGCCUCAGGACCCCCCCCCUUCAGGGACAACCCUUGCUCUAGAUUCUGUUUUCCUCCCUCCAGGGGCAGCAGCCUUCUCUGGCUCGGUCACCCACACCCUCUCCACGGCCCUGCUGGCCUUCGAGAUGACGGGGCAGAUCGCCCACAUCCUGCCCGUCAUCCUAGCCGUGCUCAUCGCCAACGCCAUCGCCCAGAAAUUCCAGCCCUCCUUCUACGACGGCACCAUCAUCGUCAAGAAGCUGCCCUACCUGCCGCGCAUCCGGAGCAGGCACAUUGGGUGAGGUGAAACCCCCUCCCACGUCGCAGGGUGUGGGGGAGCAGGUGGGGACACUGCUUCUCGCCCUCCCACUCCCGGGACAUUGAGGGGCAUCCCAAGAGCUUUCUCAGACGUGCUGCUUGCUGAUGAGGGAAAGGACACUCUGCCCACGCUCAGAGUCUCUCUUGCCUUAUGUCGCUUUGCAUAUCGGGAAGGCCUGUAGCUCAGGGGCAAAGAGUCUGCUUUGCGAGCGGAAGGUGCAAGGUUGUCGCGAAGUGAGUUGGCUGGUAAAUCACACAUUUCAAUAGUUGGGAGUGAACGCUUUAUGGAUUUGGCUGAGGGUCAGGCCCGUUUCGCACAGCAGCUCGUUCCCUGUAGAUCAGGGGUCAGCAAACUUUUUCAGCAGGGGGCCAGUCUACUGUCCCUCAGACCUUGUGGGGGGGGCCGGACUAUAUUUUGAAGGGGAAAAUGUACCAAUUCCUAUGUCCCACAAAUAACCCAGAGAUGCAUUUCAAAUAAAAGCACACAUUCUACUCAUGUGUAAACAGGCUGAUUCCUGGACUGUCCGCGGGCUGGAUUUAGAAGGCGAUUGGGCCAGAUCUGGGCCUCGGGCCUUAGUUUGCCUACCCAUGCUGUAGGUUUUACUCCACGAAAUCAGUUGCCGAGACGAAAAGUCCCUACCUCCCCACAACCAUCUAGGUCUGCUCCUCUUCCAGGGCUCCUUCCGAGGAAUCGGAGACUACGCCUGCAUGAGACCAACAUCUCCUCUGCCCCUUUCAUGCCUCUUCUGGUUCUGGGAGACUAGGGGAGAGUUGGGAGCUUGCCACAGCCGGAGAGGGAGACACCGGUGACUCUUCACCAGCCCAACUCAUCUCUGCCUCUUGGCCUCCCUCGCCCCAUGCUUCUGCUUCAGCUUCUGCCUCUGAUUCAUGACUUCUCUCUGCCACAGACUCUCCCAGCUCACUAAACCCUCAGCUUCCGACACCUCCUCCUCCCUGUCUUCUCACUGUGACCACUCAUCAUCGCCCCGCCACCAAUCUCCAGGCUCUGAGCCUUUGACCCUUGGGGGUUCCUCAGCUGGUUCCUCCCACUGUUCUUCUGCACCAACCAGUCCAUGACACGGGUUCAAUCCCUGCUGGUAUCGCCAGGUCGGGUUGGAAUCUGCAAAGCCAUUGCUGCCGACCAGUGUGGACACUACAAAGCUAGAUGGACUGACUCUGUAGAAGGCAGCUUCCUAUGUCCCUAUAUUCCAGGGCAGGGCACGCAAUUACUGGGAGGCUGUGUGCAUGCUGUCAAUUCACAGGCCUUUUAACAGCCUGCAGACCCUCUGGGAAUCUUUGCUCUGCCAUUACUGGGCUCUUGCUGGGGUCAUUCUGACGCCACUUUCUCCCGCCUGCAGCUCCUACAAGGUCACCACAGAGGAGUUCAUGAACACCAAAUUUGUCUACCUGCCCAGGGAUGCCACCUUCCAGGAAAUUCUCAGCACGGUCACCUCGACAGACGACUCCGAGUACCCGGUGGUGGACAAUGCUGGUACAGUCAUACCUCAUGUUACGUCCACUUCAUGUUACGUUCUUUCAGGAUACGUCCCGCGGCGACCUGGAAGUACCGGAAAGGGUUACUUCCGGGUUUCACCGCUCGCACAUGCGUAGAUGCGCAAAAUGACGUCACACGCAUGCGCAGAAGCGGCAAAUCGCAACCCGCGCGUGCACAGACGCACUAUUGUGGGUUGCACUCUUUUCAUGUUGCGAAUGGGCCUCCGGAACAGAUCCCGUUCGCAACCAGAGGUACCACUGUACUGGGACUUAAUGGGUUUUCUGAGGGGGGAGGAAGCCCUGGUUCUCCCCUCCCGCCAUUUCCCAAACCCCAAUGGCCUUCCCUGUGGCAUCAGGCCUGGGGCUUUAUUUCACUUCCCGCUUUGUGGGGGUGUCGAGGCCCCUGUCUGGCCAAAGCGGCCCACCUGAGGCUUCUGCCUAUCUGGCCAGUGUCAGUCUCACUCACUUUUGGGGGGAAACCAUAGCAUGGAAAUGAGACAGAAGGGGAGAAACAGCAGGAAUUGAGAAGCAGCUGGGACUUGCUCUUUGCCCAUGCUCAGGAGGCGCCAGGGUACGUACCCAGACACCUCUGACACAGUCCAUGAAGAGAUCUACAGCAGGAGUUGCCCCCUUGUUUCAGCAUAGGCCUCGAUGGAGGGGACCUAGCUCUCUUCUUUCUACAAGAAAGAAGAUUCCACCUAAACAUUAGGAAGAACUUCCUGACAGUAAGAGCUGUUCGACAGUGGAAUUUGCUGCCAAGGAGUGUGGUGGAGUCUCCUUCUUUGGAGGUCUUUAAGCAGAGGCUUGACAACCAUAUGUCAGGAGUGCUCUGAUGGUGUUUCCUGCUUGGCAGGGGGUUGGACUCGAUGGCCCGUGUGGUCUCUUCCAGCUCUAUGAUUCUAUGAUUCUAUGAUUCUACCUCUUGUGUUGCAGGGGGUUGGACUAGAUGACCCUUGGGAGCACCUUACAUCUCUACAGUUCUAGGAUUCCACUAUGGGAGGCAGGAUGCUGUUGCAGGACCAGUGGGCAUCCCUAGUGGGGUCCUGCGGGUGGGCCUCCAAUCAGGCACAGCUGGGUGACCACUGUUGAGGGGAAGGAAGCUAGACUAAGGCGGGCCUAAUCCAGCCUGUCUCAUGUUCUUCCUGGGGUGCUGGGCUCAACAGACCCUCUUUGGCCUGAUCCUGCAGUCGAGCCCUUUUAAGGCCUUUUCUUUCUCCCUCCUCUCGCCCGCAGAGACAGCCAUGUUGCUGGGGAUGAUCCAGAGAUCCGAGCUGAUCAAGUUCCUCCAGACCCAGGACGAUGCCAGCUUGCCCCACAAGGCACAGGGGGAGGAGGUGGGUCACAAGCCCCCCUUCUGCUGUGUGUGGGGGGGAGGGGGGCAGCACCCUCUCUGCAAUGCAGCUUUAGCCAGAGUUGCAUGGGCCCCACACCACCCAAUUGCCACACCCUGCAAGAUUUUAUUUCCCCCCACUGUCUCCUGCAGCCUUCAUCUGCACAGACCUUGGAAGGAUCCUGCGCCAUCAGCCCUGUGACCCUGCAGCUUUCCCCAUGGAUGUCCCUACACCAGGUAAAUGGCCGGCAGACAGGCGAGGGUUAUCAGAUGAAGAAUGGCAGGAAGUGCUCUUGGGCUCUGGCACACCCCUUUAUUUGUUUACAGUGAAAUGGAGCCUCCAUGCCCAGGAGGAGUCUACCUCCAAAUGUCACCUGCUGGAGAAUAAUGGCAGGGAGGGCUGUUGUUGCUGCCUUCGCGUUCUACACCCUGGGGGCACAUUUCCCACCCUGGGAAACAGGGCGAAAGGUCUGGAUACGUCUUUGGGGGGAGGCCAGGGCAGAGGGUGUGUGUGUGGAAGUAGGGGGUUUUUAUUACAGAGAGAAAGAUCCUUUGGGGAGGGGAAAGGCCUGCCUCCCAAGGCUUGUUUUCCUGCCACAGCCUUUGUGGGGCUGCUUCUUGCAAAAGGUAAAAACACACAGCUGUGAAUUCUUGGCCGUUGGGCCCUUCCUCCAGCCUACCUUGCAGGGUUCCUGAGAGGGUGGAAGAGGAUCCUACCUCUGUGCACACACCCCGUUCUGUGAAAAUGAAGGAAAGGGCGCAUUCUCUGUGUGCGCAUGCGGUUCUCACAAGAUAAUAAUAAUAAUAAUAAUAAAUUUUAUUUAUAUCCCGCCCUCCCCAGCCGAAGCCGGGCUCUGGGCGGCUAACAACAAUAAAACAGUACAAAAGUACAGCACAAACAACACUCUAAAAUCAUUCAUUAUAAAAUUAAUUAAUUCAAGCCACUGGCAACCAUUGGGCCAGAGCUCCGCGAAGAUUGCCGAGGGAGGGAGUCAGGCUGUGCCCUGGCCAAAGGCCUGGUGGAACAGCUCUGUCUUGCAGGCCCUGCGGAAAGAUGUCAAGUCCCGCAGGGCCCUGGUCUCUUGUGACAGAGUGUUCCACCAGAUCGGAGCCACGGCCAAAAAGCCCUGGCUCUAGUUGAGGCCAGCCUAACUUCUCUGUGGCCUGGGACCUUCAAGAUGUUUUUAUUUGAAGACCGUAAGUUUCUCUGUGGGGCAUACCAGGAGAGGCGGUCCCGUAGGUACGAGGGUCCUAGGCCGUAUAGGGCUUUAAAGGUUAAAACCAGCACCUUAAACCUGAUCCUGUACUCCACCGGGAGCCAGUGCAGCUGGUAUAGCACCGGAUGAAUGUGAUCUCGCAGCGAAGACCCCGUAAGGAGUCUCGCUGCAGCAUUCUGCACCCGCUGGAGUUUCUGGGUCAGUCUCAAGGAGUUUCUGGGUCAGCCCCACGCAGAGCGAGUUACAAUCACAGUGGCUAGGUCAGGGCGAGAGAGGUAAGGUAAGAUGCUGCUGUCACCAGGGAAAUGGGCUGGCUUAUCAAGAUGCAAGGAGCCUUGUUAAAGGAGCUAUAGGCAGGGGUUACCCCACAUCCUGGGACACAGAUGGCGCUGUGGGUUAAACCACAGAGCCUCUUGGGCUUGCCAAUCAGAAGGUUGGCGUUUCAAAUCCCCAUGACAGGGUGAGCUCCUGUUGCUCGGUCCCUGCUCCUGCCAACCUAGCAGUUCGAAAGCACACCAGUACAAGUAGAUAACUAGGUACCGCUCCAGCAGGAAGGUAAACGGCGUUUCCGUGCACUGUUCUGGUUCGCCAGAAGCAGCUUAGUCAUGCUGGCCACAUGACCCGGAAGCUGUAUGCCGGCUCCCUCAGCCAAUAAAGUGAGAUGAGCACCGCAACCCCAGAGUCGUCCACGACUGGACCUAAUGGUCAGGGGUCCCUUUACCUUUACCUUUACCCCACAUCACCAUCCUGACCUUCCCCCAUCUCUCUCCUCCCCAUUUUUCUCCCCACAGGUGCACAACCUUUUUGAGCUUCUGAACCUUCAGAGAGCUUUUGUCACGCAACUGGGGAAGGUGGUUGGCGUUGUCUCCAGGAACGAGGUAGCUGGCUGGCACUCUUAAAGCGGGGCAGAUUGGGAGAGGAUGGGGCUGGAUCCUAAACUCAGAGAACUGCAGAACGGGGAGACCUGCAUUCGAAUCCCUUUGUGCCCUCAGCCGCAAAACACACCGGGUGACUCUGGGCCAGUCGUGCUCUCAGCCUGACCUACCUCGAAGGGUUGUUGGUGGGAGAACAGCUUACAGCACACCCAGAGUGCUUCUGAAAAAGGCAGGAGGAAUAAGUGUUUCUUGAGGAAGGAGUUCCCAGUUCCUCAUCAGGGGUUGCAGGAAACUAGGGCAGUUAAACCCCUUCCAGGCUGAUUGCAGUGUGAAAACAUCCACCCCACUUCCCAUCCAGCUCUCAGCUUCCUUCCUUCUUUUUCCUUCAGGUGAGGAAAGCCAUCGAAGACCUGGCAAAUCCCAAAGCAGCAAAAUGAGAAGAGGCGUCCUUCCCAAUUAAGACCACAGAGGACCAGGCGGGGAUUCGAAACCACGAUGGAAGGAGAUUCCUGUUGAAUGUUACCUGGUGUCAAGAGCAAAUUAAAGAUGUAUUUUCACACCGUCGGUGGCAAAUGAGGAUAGGUGGGGAGGUCUGGGAGAGGAGUAUAAGCUCUUGGCACGUCUUGAAACCUUUAACAACUGAAACUUUUAAACAACUGAAAAAUAUAAAACCCCAUUAUUAUUUUUUACAAUAUGAUGGAAGGUCUGUGCUAAUAUCUGGGCUGAGUUGAAAUGGACCCCCAAAUUCACCACCUGAAUUUAUGGAGUGGGGGUGUUUCAGUGGUUUUCAG